ACUUUGACGUUUGACGUUUCUUCAAUUUCUGGGUACCUAUCCGAUUUUUCUUGUGUAAUUCCAAUAAAGUCUUGUAAAAUGUGUUAAAAACUUUAAAAUUGCCUUCCCUGUAUCUUUUUAAAGUCUUCAUUUGCUAUCAUUACAGUGCUUUAAUAUUAUAUUUCACGUUAAGGGAACCGUUUACUUACUUGAAAUAUACUCAGUGAAGAAAAAAGCCUAUGAAGCAAAGAGUCACAGUUUUUUCCAAGAUGAUAUUCCAACUAGUAAGGGGUCUACAUACUGGGCCGAUCUGCAGAGCGGCUGAGAGCUCCCUGUUAGCUAAGCUCAGGAAGAAGACCGGCUACACCAUUGCUAAUUGCAAGAAGGCCUUGGAAAUGCAUAACAAUGAUUCUGAUAAGGCUGAAACAUGGUUGAAUGAGCAAGCCCAAGCCAUGGGCUGGGCCAAAGCCACCAAGCUGGCGGGUCGCACAGCCCUGCAGGGCCUAGUUGCUGUAAAGUUUGACCAGUCCCACGGAGCCCUGGUCGAGCUCAACUGUGAAACUGACUUUGUCGCCAAAAAUGACAAGUUUCAGCAAAUGAUUGAAGAUGCAGCUAAUGCAUGUUACAAGUUUGCCCACAACAACAUGAAGGCUAAAGGACCUGUCACGAAGAUGGAGCUAGACAGUGAGCAAUUGGCCAACCUGACACUAGAUGGCGGUAAGAAGCUAUCUGAGGUCCUGGCUCUGUUCAUCGGCACAGUGGGCGAAAACGCCGUUCUGCGUCGCGCGGAGUGCUGGCGCGCCAACGAGGCGGGCGUGCGCGUGGCCGGCUACACGCACCCCGCGCCCGCCGCGCCCAAAGACUACUCCGCCGGAAAGUACGGAGCCCUGCUCGCCUACAGACAACCCGACGACGCGGAAGACAUCGGCAAACAAAUCUGCCAACACAUCGUAGGCUGCGCCCCGGCCAAAAUAGGCGACCCCGAAACAGACAAACCAGCCAAAAACUCCGACGACGAAACCUGCCUCAUCUACCAGGAGUACCUGCUCGACCCCUCCUUCACUGUGCAGGAAGUACUUAAAGAACACAAAGCGGAAGUUCUGGACUACGUGAGGUUCUCGUGCGGCGAAGCCGUCGAAGAAAACAUGCCCGGUGUAGAAAAGCAACCUCUGGACACAGUGCAAACGUUGCAGUAGAUAUUUUUAUUAUGUUUGGUAUAGAAUACCUACAUUGUUAUGAAUUUUUGUGAUUGGUUUUGUUGAGUGUAGCCAAGUCAUACUGUAAUUUUUAAUUGCAUUUAAGAAAUAAAUCUAGUUAAAUAUU
Messenger RNA from Plutella xylostella (diamondback moth), 1302 nucleotides. RefSeq names its product elongation factor Ts, mitochondrial (gene mEFTs). The record is from RefSeq and is a predicted model, not a curated record. Gene Ontology annotation, biological process: mitochondrial translational elongation. Lineage: Eukaryota; Metazoa; Arthropoda; Insecta; Lepidoptera; Plutellidae. Gene Ontology annotation, molecular function: protein binding; translation elongation factor activity.